Messenger RNA from Amborella trichopoda, 267 nucleotides. RefSeq lists its product as uncharacterized. The record is from RefSeq and is a predicted model, not a curated record. Lineage: Eukaryota; Viridiplantae; Streptophyta; Magnoliopsida; Amborellales; Amborellaceae.
AUGGAAGGAGGCAAAGGUGUUGGUAGUGGUGGAGGCGGAAAAGGUGUUGGUAGUGGUGGUGGAGGCGGCAAAGGCGGUGGCGGUGGGGGAUAUUCUGGUGGUACGGGUGGCGGCGGAGGUACUUCUGGCUUUAGUGGCGGAGGUGGAAGUUCCGGGAUGAUGAAUGCUCCAGGAAGGGAUGGUCAAUCCAUCCCCAGGGACACCUUUGAGAGCGAUCCUAAGGGCUACUUUGAACAAUUGCAUGCUGAUCAAAAGGGUAGCAAGUAG